AUGUCUCUCUUAAUCCUGCCUGAGUACGAGAUCGGCGACGCCGAUGACGAUAGCAUCUACUCGGUAAUAUCGACGUCGCCCGACCUUGACACAGCUACGUCUCCGAGCGAAUUCGGACACGACGCCGACGACGAUUUCGAGCAGUUUUCUCUCGACGGCGAUGGCAUCGGCGAUGGUGACGGGGUGAACUCGGAAAUUUCCUGCGGAUGCUCGACCUCUGUCACUCCAAGCGCCUACGAGGACGAGGUGGCACAUGGUCGACGAUACCAUGGGUUCCAUAAGGGACGCUACCCAUUACCCAAUGAUGAUUUGGAGCAACGGAGGGAGGAAACAAAUCAUGCUUUGAUGCUAGAACUUACUGGCGGACGACUCUUUUAUUCCGACAUUGGCAAACAUCCGCAAAAGAUUAUUGACAUUGGAACUGGAACUGGAACAUGGGCCAUUGAUGUCGCCGACCAAUACCCGAGUGCCAGUGUGGUUGGGACUGAUUUAUCUCCUAUACAGCCGAAAUGGGUACCUGUCAAUGUACGGAUGUAUGUCGACGAUUGCGAGGAGCCCGACUGGCUCCAUGGGUCUAAUUUCGACCUGGUGCAUUUUCGUGGUAUGGCAGGCAUGCUACGAGAUCUGGAUAGAAUGUUGAAGAGAACAUAUCCGCACGUGCGAGAGGGUGGCUGGGUGGAAUUCCACGAGUUUAUUCCUCAAAUACUAUGCGAUGACGGAACCAUGAGUGAGGAAGAUCCAUUACGGAUAUUUUUUGAUGCCUCGACACAAGGUCUCAGAACAUUUGGAGGCGAGCCUCUGAGAGCCCUUAAUUUGGAGGAAACCCUCGUAGGUGCCGGAUUCACAAACAUUCACGUUAUAACGAAGAAGGUGCCCAUUGCGGCCUGGCCACGAGAUAAGCACUUAAAGACUGUCGGCAUGUUUACGAGGGCAGUGAUACUGGAUUCACUUGGCGCUCUUGCAGCGAAGCCACUUGCUGCUCUGGGCAUACCUUCAGAAGACCGACGAGCCCUGGUCACACAAGUAAAACGAAGCCUAAACGACAGAAGGAUACAUCGUUAUAUGAAAUGUGUCAUUUGCUAUGGGCAGAAGAAGGAGAAUCCCGACUCGACAUAG
Messenger RNA from Pochonia chlamydosporia 170, 1116 nucleotides. RefSeq names its product methyltransferase LaeA-like. The record is from RefSeq and is a predicted model, not a curated record. Gene Ontology annotation, molecular function: methyltransferase activity. The coding region runs from base 1 to 1116 and encodes 371 amino acids. The transcript has 5 exons. NCBI's taxonomy places the organism in Eukaryota, Fungi, Ascomycota, Sordariomycetes, Hypocreales, Clavicipitaceae.